UGUGCUUCUCCAGACAGUGAGAUCCGUCGUAGAGUAGACACCUGUGACGCGGUAUCUAAAAUAAUCUUGGACAAUGCAACCACUUAUCUUCAGAAUAAAGAUAACGAAGAUGUUCAGAGAGAGGAUUUAGUCUGGCCUGAGUCUAGUUCAGUGUUUUCAUCUUCAGCUUCUCAAGGCAAAGGUAAGGGCUCUCAAAGAAGUUUAAGCUCUGCAAGCAGUUCCAGCAUAAAGUCAUGAAAGUCAAGCCUUUCCUCCAUGAAGAGACAAGAGGCCGUAGCAGAGCUGGCUGCCAUACAAGCUGCACUAAAGGUCCUGCAGGAGAUAGAAUAUGAACAGCAAGAACUUGAAAGCCUUGAAGAAGAAGAUAGAAAGAGGACUGCAUUACAAGAGGAAGAAAAUGUGGCAAGAAAGAAAGCACUGGAAGAGAAGCGCAGACAAAUAGAGCGCUUACAGACUGUUAAGAAGCUAAGUGCGGCAAAAGCAUGGCUCCAAGUUUAUGAACAAGAUGCAAGCUCAGAUGAGGAAAUAACAGAGUUACUUCAUAACCACGCAGCUCAGCAACAUAGAUCUCCAGGAGCUAUAAGGAGUCCACGUGAGCAUCCUGUGAUACACCAAGCAGAUAGUGUCACAGUCCUCGCUGAAGCAAUAGCAGAGUCUAUUAAUGUAAGCCGUCUCCCAGCACCUGAACCGUCUGUCUUCAUGGGAGACCCACUAAGAUACAAUGAUUGGAAGAUGUCAUUUCAAACCCUAAUAGGCAGGAAAAACAUUCCAGUAAAUGAAAGGGUCUAUUACCUUCGUAAAUAUGUUGGUGGACCUGCAAAAAGGGCCAUUGAAAGUUAUUUCAAAAUGCAAUCAUGGUAUUCAGACAUGCUGGAAAUUCAAGGAAAGACCAGUUGAAGAACGUGUUAAAUUUGUUCAGACAAAGAAGUUGUGCUUUGGAUGUUUACAACCAGGACAUCAUUCAAGGACCUGCAAAAGGAGGAGUGUUUGUGAAACAUGUAAGGAAAAACACCCAACAUGUUUACAUGAAGAUCACGAAAGAGCAACCAGAAGAGAGAAAAGCAGUGAUGAGCAUGGGGAGAGUGUAAAAAACUCAAAAUAUGCUAAGUCAACGAAAGGAACAGAGAGCAAACACACUCCUGAACCAUCAAGUGAAGCUACAUCAAACAGAGUAGUGCAAGGCAUGGACAGCAUGUACUCCUCUACAGUUGUCCCAGUUUGGUUAUCUACAUCAAGUAACCCAGAGAAUGAAAUUCUUGUAUAUGCACUACUUGACAACCAAAGCGACACCACAUUCAUUAUGCAAGAUAAGGCAGAAGCUCUGGAAAUGAAAGGGGAGGCUGUGCAGUUAAAAUUCUCCACACUUUCAUCCAGAAAUACAAUCAUCCCAAGUCAGAGGUUAGUUGGACUGCAGGUGAGAGGUUUCUAUUCAUCAAAGAAGAUUUCUCUCCCUGUAACCUAUUCAAGAGAGUUCAUCCCUGCCAAUCUAAGUCACAUUCCUACACCAAAAACGGCAAGAGCUUGGCCACACCUAGAGCAUCUUGCUGAGGAGAUUGCUCCAUCGAUUGAGUGUGAUGUAGGGCUUCUCAUAGGAUACAACUGUCCACAGGUUUUGCUACCCCGAGAGGUUGUCCCAGGUAAAGACAAUGAGCCAUUUGCUCAAAGGACAGCUCUUGGAUGGAGCAUAGUCGGUUGUGUUAGCCCAUGUGUCGACUAUGGUGAUGCUAUAGGAAGCAGUCACAAGAUUGUCAUGAAGUCAGUGAAACCUCAUCUCCAGACAUCUAAGAAGCUCACAAAUGAAGUGAAAUACAUAUGUCGAACCCAAGUUAAGGAGUUCAUUUCACCACCAGAUGUGCUGAGGAUGCUUGAGUCUGACUUCAGUGAGAGAAGAGUGGAGGAUGCUAAUUUAUCCCAGGAAGAUUUGCGUUUCCUAACCAUAAUGGAAGAAGGAAUCAGAAUUAAAGCAGAUGGUCACUGUGAAAUGCCGCUUCCCUUCAAGAAAGAUCGACCAAAUCCCCCAGACAAUAAGGCAUGUGCAGUUCACAGGCUCCGAUGCUUGAAAGGAAGAUUUGAAAAAGACAAACAAUACCAAAAGGACUACACAACCUUUAUGAGUGAAAUCAUAACAAAUGGAGAUGCAGAAAAGGUCCCAAUAGGAGAAAUUAACAACAGUCCUGUGUGGUACAUUCCUCAUCACGGGGUGUAUCACCCACACAAGCCAGGAAAAAUACGGGUUGUGUUCAACUGCUCAGCAAGAUUUGAAGGCGUGUCAUUAAAUGAUUACCUUCUCACUGGACCAGAAUUAACGAACAGCCUGAUAGGUGUUCUCUGCCGCUUUCGCAAGGGACAAGUUGCUAUAAUGUGUGAUAUUGAGCGUAUGUUCCAUCAGUUUCACGUCAAAGCAGAGGACCAGGACUACUUGAGAUUUCUCUGGUGGGACGAUGGGAACUUCCAGGCUCAACCAUCUGUCUAUCGCAUGCGAGUGCACCUAUUUGGAGCUGCCUCCUCCCCUGGUUGUGCAAACUUUGGGUUGGAACAUGUUGCCACCCAAGGACAUGGUCACUACAGUGAAACAACCAUUCAGUUCAUUGAACGAAACUUUUACGUGGACGAUGGGCUCACAAGUGUCGCAACCAAGGAUGAAGCCAUCAAGUUAGUAAAGGAAGCAAGGCAACUCUGCAGUGCUGGCAAACUGCGAAUUUACAAAUUCAUUUCCAACAAUCAUGAGGUACUUACAUCCAUUCCAGAGAGUGAACGUGCAGAUUCAGUACGAAAUCGUGACUUGGUUCUUGGUGAGUCCCAAAUUGAGAGAGCUCUGGGAAUCAAAUGGUGCAUUGUUUCAGACCAGUUCUGUUUCAGAGUGAUUGUGGAUGAGCGCCCACUUUCUAGAAGAGGAGUCUUAUCAACUGUGGCAUCCAUCUAUGACCCUCUUGGCUUUGUGGCACCAUUUGUUCUGGUUGGAAAGCAAAUACUCCAACAGAUGUGUCAAGACAAGGUUGGAUGGGAUGAGCCACUGUCAGAAGAGCUCAAACCACGGUGGGAGUCUUGGCUGUUAGAUUUAAAGAACCUGGCUGACAUCAAAAUUCAGCGCUGUUAUCUCCCAGAAGGUUUUGAGAAAGUUGAAAGAUAUGAGCUGCAUCAUUUCUCAGAUGCGAGUGUUAAAGGGUAUGGUGAAUGUUCUUACUUGAGAGCAAUCAGUGUUUCAAACCAAGUCCACUGCUCUUUAGUUAUUGGCAAAGCCAGGGUGACUCCUACAAAGGUCACCACAGUACCCAGGCUUGAGCUAUCAGCAGCAGUUAUUGCUGUGCGAACGAGUGACCUGCUUAAAAGGGAGUUGGAAGUUCAAGCCAAAGAAUUCUUCUGGACAGAUUCGAAGGUUGUUCUUGGAUACAUCAACAAUGAUGCUAGAAGGUUUCACAUAUUUGUGGCAAAUCGUAUUCAGCGUAUCCAAGAAGGUUCCAAUCCAGACCAAUGGAGAUAUGUGACUUCUGAGAACAAUCCUGCUGACCAUGCAUCACGGGGUCUGACAGCAAAGGGACUAAUUACUUCCAACUGGUUCACUGGUCCAGAUUUUCUCUGGCAGGAUAAACUUCCUGCUGAUGACAUUAAGGUGGGAGAGUUGGGAGCUGAAGAUCUAGAACUUCGUAAGACUUUUGUCCAUAAGACACUGACCACAAAAGAUUCGUUGCUCAAUCAUUUCUCAAGGUUCUCAAACUGGAUAAGGCUAGUUAAAGCCAUUGCACGACUCAUGCGAUGUGUCAAAGAGCUCAAGGGUCUGAUGUGCAGAACAAACGAAGUCACCAGUCUUGAGGAGAGGAAAGAGGCAGAGUUUUUCAUCAUAGCUACUGUCCAAAACGAACUGUUUUCCGAAGAAAUCAAAGAUCUGAAAUUGAAGGAGACAAUAACAAGAGAUCGUGCAAAUAGGCUGCACAAACUGAAUCCCUUCUUGGAUGAAAAGGGUGUGCUAAGAGUGGGAGGUCGGCUGGAGCAUGCAGAUUUACACCCACACAUCAAACAUCCAGCGAUCCUGCCGAGCAAAACCCACAUAUCAAGGUUACUGAUUGAACACUUCCAUCAAAAGGUUCAUCACCAGGGACGUGGGAUGACUAUGAAUGAGCUGCGAUCAAAUGGCAUUUGGCUAUUAGGAUGUAGUCACGCAGUGUCUUCCUACAUCUACAAGUGUGUCAAAUGUAGGAAAUUCAGAAGGAAUGCUGAAGUACAAAGAAUGGCAGAUUUACCGCGUGAAAGAGUUGAAACAUCGCCUCCCUUUUCCUAUUGUGGAAUGGACUGCUUUGGCCCGUUUUACGUUAAGGAGGGAAGAAAGGAACUUAAACGCUACGGUCUGCUAUUCACAUGUCUGUGCUCUCGUGCUGUGCAUAUAGAGCUGCUCGACGACAUGACCAGUGAUCUUUAUUAAUGCUCUUCGAACCUUUAUCGCCAUACGUGGAA
Oreochromis aureus is the source of this 4449-nucleotide messenger RNA. RefSeq lists its product as uncharacterized. The coding region runs from base 776 to 4417 and encodes 1213 amino acids. Gene Ontology annotation, molecular function: zinc ion binding; nucleic acid binding. The record is from RefSeq and is a predicted model, not a curated record. Lineage: Eukaryota; Metazoa; Chordata; Actinopteri; Cichliformes; Cichlidae. The transcript has a single exon.